GGCUAGCAGCAGCAUCGGUUUAAGUUGAAUUCUCUAGUCCGCCUGGUUCAAAAAACUUGUGCGCAUUGGAUCAAUCGACUUUGACAUUCUGAUGCCAGACCAUCCUAUGCAAUUCGCUUCCCUAAUCAAUCCCAUUGAUGCCAUUAUUGCAGUAGCGUUUAUUUGCGAUGUGAUUCGAACAGAUACGAUACCUUAUUCUAUCCGCUCCUGUGUUUCCUUUCUCUUGUUUGUGGGGAUGCGAAUGGAAAAUGAGGUUGCUGUUUGUUGCCCUAUCGGUAGAUGUCGUCCGCGCCAAAGGCUUGCUCAGCGGCACGGACGGCAUACUCGAACAUGAGUUUGUCGGAGUCGUGCUGGACACCCUCCUGGGGGGCGUCGUCGAACUUUUUCGACCGCGCCAGUAUCUCGUCCUCCUCUUCCCGCGAUGGCACGUGGAUCUUGCCCAGGUCCCCGCCGACGCUGCCCAGCGCCCGGAUCUGAAAGGUGCACGCCCGCGUCAGAAAGAACAUCCCCGCAAAGGCCUGGUGCAGCGUGGGGGACGCCACCAGCGGGCCGUGGUUCUCCAGCAUCAGGAUCUGGUUGGUCGGUCCCAGGCUUUCUACCAGCCGCUCCCGCUCGUCGAUGGAAUUCGCCGUGCCCUCGAAGGGGUGGUAGGACAGGCCGCGCUUGGCCGCCAGAGCCGAUUCCUGGCUGAUGGGCAGCAGGCCGAACCUCGUUUGACACACGGCCGUCGUAUCCAGGGGGUGUACGUGCCACACGGCGUGGGUGUCCGGCCGGCCCCCGUGGACCGCCGAGUGGAUCACAAAGCCCGGCUUGAAGACCCUCCCGCUAGUCCCGUAGCCGUCCACCACGUCCCCGUCCAGGUUGACCUUGAGGAUCGACGAGGCCCUCAUUUCGUCGAAGCCCGUACCAAAUUCGUUGAUGAAAAAGUGCGGGCCAUCCAGGAUAUCGUCCGAGUUGUGAACCUUGAGCGUGAUGUGGUUGAAAAUGUUCUCGUGCCAGCCCUGCAUGAAGGAUACCCGGUAACAAGCCGCCAGCUGGCAGCGCUGCUGCCACUCGAUUUCUUCCUGGGAAAUGCCGCCAGCCGCAUCGCAUUCUUCUGCCGCGUGCUGCGGAACCGACGAGAAUUGCCUAGCUCGUUUUGGAACAACAGGACGCCGGAUUUGCGUGUAGUACGUGCAAUGCUGUCGUCCUAUGGGGGUUGGACGAAACCCCCGCAAGUGGCGAAUGGAUGUUCUGAGAGCGUUCAUGUUUACGACGACGACGAUGCAAUAUCCGAUUUUUAUCGAGUGCCCUGGUAAGUAUGCAGCGUAUGGUACGGUACAAGAUCCUUCACAAAGAAGAUGCUCGUGAGAUGGCGCAACUGCAGCACUCUGGCACUAGACGAGGUUGGAUUGUUGAAUAGUCAAGGGAAAAUAAAAUACAAGAUACCAU
Molecule: messenger RNA, 1431 nt
Organism: Pseudo-nitzschia multistriata
Lineage: Eukaryota; Bacillariophyta; Bacillariophyceae; Bacillariales; Bacillariaceae
Source: the annotation of a GenBank genome assembly